This is a messenger RNA of Knipowitschia caucasica, 2703 nucleotides long. Lineage: Eukaryota; Metazoa; Chordata; Actinopteri; Gobiiformes; Gobiidae. The record is from the annotation of a GenBank genome assembly.
AUGGAAGUGGCUCUGCAGCUCUGUGUGCUCGUGCUGCACUUGCAUGCGUCACUUGCAGUUUGGGAGCGCAUCACUGUUUUCAAAGGCAUGACACUCAACCUGUCCUGCCCAAUCAAAGAUCAGUUCAACAAUCAUUCCGUGGAGUGGAAGAACCCUGAUGGCGCGAAAGACGAACGCUACAGCCUCCGCAAGCUGUCCGAGUCCGAAUACAACAUUGCUAUUUCCAACGUUACGUUCAGUGAUGGAGGAGUUUACACCUGCUCACACUAUCUCCCUCACACUGUGGACAGGACCGUGGAAGUCACUGUGCUGGCCCGGCCCUGGAUUGAUGUAACGAGCCACGAGGGGUUGACUGUCAUCAAAUGCACAGCUGAAGGGACCCAUUCUCCUCCGCAGAUCUUCUGGCAGUUCAGGAAUGGGCCUAUGUUUCACUCUCAUCCCCAAGUCCGACAAAAAGACAAAAAAAAUGUCACGUCUGAGAUGUUGUUCUUGGAGCCACAGCGGAAGCCCUUCCUCGUCAAAUGCAUCGUCCGCCAUCCAGCUCUGCAAACCAAACUGAUGGACUUUGUCAGGAUCAGACCAAACAAAAAUGGCAACGAUACACAGAAAGGCAAUAAAGCAAAUGCAUCUCUUCUCGUCUUCCUGAUAACCUGUCUUAUGCUGGGACUUUUGGUGGUGGUGAUCUUCAUUGGCAUCAAACAGAGGAGAGCAUAUAUCGCGUGGAAACAGGUUCCUCCUUCACUCUCUGAAGCCGCACGGACACACCACCGUCCACUCCACACAUCCAUCUUCUGUAACGUAAACAUUAGUUACCAUCAUGGCAAAGUGGAAAUUAUUGCCAACGAUCAGGGCAACAGGACCACACCAAGUUAUGUGGCCUUCACAGACUCUGAGAGGCUGAUCGGUGACGCAGCUAAGAACCAGGUUGCUAUGAACCCAACUAACACAGUAUUUGAUGCUAAGCGUCUCAUUGGCCGCAGAUUCGAUGACACAGUAGUACAAGCUGACAUGAAACACUGGCCAUUUGAUGUGAUAAACGACAACACACGCCCCAAGGUGCAGGUCGAGUACAAGGGUGACACAAAGUGCUUCUACCCAGAGGAGAUCUCCUCUAUGGUGCUGACUAAGAUGAAGGAGAUCGCUGAAGCCUACCUCGGAAAAAAUGUCUCAAAUGCUGUAAUCACUGUACCUGCCUACUUCAACGACUCUCAACGUCAGGCAACAAAAGAUGCUGGCACAAUCUCUGGCCUUAAUGUCCUUCGUAUCAUCAAUGAGCCAACUGCUGCAGCUAUUGCCUAUGGCCUGGACAAGAAGGUGGGUGCUGAGAGGAACGUGCUCAUCUUUGACCUCGGUGGUGGCACUUUUGACGUGUCCAUCCUGACCAUUGAAGAUGGAAUCUUUGAGGUCAAAUCCACUGCUGGAGACACUCACCUUGGUGGGGAAGAUUUUGACAACCGCAUGGUCAACCACUUUAUCGCAGAGUUCAAGCGCAAGUAUAAGAAGGACAUCAGCGACAACAAGCGGGCAGUGCGUCGUUUGCGAACGGCCUGCGAGAGGGCAAAGCGCACCCUGUCUUCCAGCACCCAAGCUAGUAUUGAAAUCGACUCCCUCUACGAAGGAGUGGACUUCUACACCUCCAUCACCAGGGCCCGUUUUGAAGAGCUCAACGCUGACCUCUUCCGUGGAACCCUGGACCCAGUGGAGAAGUCUCUCCGUGAUGCUAAAAUGGACAAGGCGGCGAUCCAUGAUAUUGUGUUGGUCGGAGGCUCCACUCGUAUCCCCAAAAUUCAGAAACUACUCCAGGACUUUUUCAAUGGCAAAGAGCUCAACAAGAGCAUCAACCCAGAUGAAGCUGUGGCGUAUGGAGCAGCCGUCCAGGCUGCUAUCCUCUGCGGGGACAAGUCUGAGAAUGUCCAGGAUCUUCUGCUUCUGGAUGUCACUCCUCUCUCUCUGGGUAUUGAGACCGCUGGUGGCGUCAUGACUGUUCUGAUCAAGCGCAACACAACCAUUCCCACCAAGCAGACCCAGACAUUCACCACAUACUCUGACAACCAACCCGGAGUGCUCAUUCAGGUUUAUGAAGGUGAGCGUGCUAUGACCAAGGACAACAACUUGCUGGGCAAGUUUGAGCUGACGGGCAUCCCACCGGCUCCUCGUGGCGUUCCCCAGAUCGAAGUGACGUUUGACAUUGAUGCCAACGGCAUCAUGAACGUCUCUGCGGUGGACAAGAGCACUGGAAAGGAGAAUAAAAUCACUAUCACAAACGACAAAGGCCGGCUGAGCAAAGAAGACAUCGAGCGCAUGGUGCAGGAGGCUGAGAAAUACAAGGCAGAAGAUGAUGUACAGCGUGACAAGGUGUCUGCCAAGAAUGGACUGGAGUCAUACGCCUUCAACAUGAAGUCCACUGUGGAGGAUGAGAAGCUGGCUGGCAAGAUCAGUGAUGAAGACAAAACAAAGAUUCUGGAAAAGUGUAAUGAGGUUAUCAGCUGGCUGGACAAAAACCAGACUGCUGAGAGGGACGAAUAUGAACAUCAGCAGAAAGAGUUGGAGAAGGUGUGCAACCCAAUUAUCACAAAGUUGUACCAGAGUGCUGGUGGAAUGCCCGGAGGGAUGCCAGAGGGCAUGGCCGGAGGAUUCCCUGGAGCUGGUGGGGCUGCCCCUGGGGGUGGCUCCUCUGGACCAACCAUUGAGGAGGUCGACUAA